Cooperia oncophora is the source of this 297-nucleotide messenger RNA. The record is from the annotation of a GenBank genome assembly. Lineage: Eukaryota; Metazoa; Nematoda; Chromadorea; Rhabditida; Trichostrongylidae.
CGGAAUGCUAAUGUGGCUAUUUCAGUUAAUGCUAUUGAAAAUGGCUGCGACGAUGCCGAUCCAAAGUGUCCGGAAUGGGCAGCUGAGGGCGAAUGCUCGUCGAACGCCGUUUGGAUGAUGGCAAAUUGUCGAAAGUCGUGCCAUUCGUGCCAAGGUGGCGAUAAGGCAUGGAAAUUGCGGACUCAUAUUCAGGCCAACUAUCAUAAUGCUAGCGAUAGCACGACUAGAAUUGUACGAGUUGAAAGCGUUCGAGUGAACAACGUGGAGAUAAAUACGUAUGGUGGCUUAGGGGUUUAA